Messenger RNA from Peromyscus californicus insignis, 1982 nucleotides. It is a transcript of the gene Pa2g4, whose product is annotated as proliferation-associated 2G4. The transcript has 14 exons. Bases 436 to 1620 code for a protein of 394 amino acids. Lineage: Eukaryota; Metazoa; Chordata; Mammalia; Rodentia; Cricetidae. The record is from RefSeq and is a predicted model, not a curated record.
UCUGUUACGAGUCCUGGCUCCGCUCUCCGGUGAAUGAGGUUUUUCCCGGAGAGACCACGCUUUCCCCAACGGCUCCGCCUUCCCGCCGGAGCCAAACCCUUCCCAGCGUGCCCGGCGAUUCCGGCGUGCGCAGACCUGGGAGGGCAAGGCCCCAGGGCCUGGCGGAGGGGCGCGAGGAGCAGGCUGGGAAUUGUAGUUCCCGCGCCCACAAGGGCGACUGGAGGCUGGCCGCCGGCCGGACUCAUUGUCCCAGUGUGCCCUGCGCCUCAGCCCGCGCGCUCGCAGCUUCUCGCUCUCUCCGCCCGCCCUCCUGCUCCCUUGCUUGCUCGCGCUUUCCUCGCGGAUCGAAGAGACUCUGCCUACAGCUUGUGGCUGGGAAGGGAGACGGAGGCCGCAGCUCAGGGAAAGUGAAGCUGCAGUAGUGGUGGUAGGAAGAUGUCGGGCGAAGACGAGCAGCAGGAGCAAACUAUCGCCGAGGACCUGGUCGUGACCAAGUAUAAGAUGGGGGGCGACAUCGCCAACCGGGUACUUCGAUCUUUGGUGGAAGCUUCCAGCUCAGGUGUGUCAGUGCUGAGCCUGUGCGAGAAAGGUGAUGCCAUGAUUAUGGAAGAGACAGGGAAAAUCUUCAAGAAAGAAAAGGAAAUGAAGAAAGGUAUUGCCUUUCCUACCAGCAUUUCGGUAAAUAACUGUGUGUGCCACUUCUCUCCUUUGAAGAGUGACCAGGACUAUAUACUCAAGGAAGGUGACUUGGUAAAAAUUGACCUUGGGGUCCAUGUGGAUGGCUUCAUUGCUAAUGUGGCUCACACUUUUGUAAUUGGUGUAGCUCAGGGGACCCACGUAACAGGUCGGAAAGCAGAUGUCAUUAAGGCAGCUCAUCUUUGUGCCGAAGCCGCCUUACGACUGGUCAAGCCUGGAAACCAGAACACACAAGUGACAGAAGCCUGGAACAAAGUUGCUCACUCAUUUAAUUGCACGCCAAUAGAAGGUAUGCUCUCACACCAACUGAAGCAGCAUGUGAUCGAUGGAGAGAAAACCAUUAUCCAGAAUCCUACAGACCAGCAGAAGAAGGACCAUGAAAAGGCUGAAUUUGAGGUACAUGAAGUUUAUGCUGUGGAUGUCCUCGUGAGCUCAGGAGAAGGCAAGGCCAAAGAUGCAGGACAGAGAACCACCAUUUACAAGCGCGACCCCUCUAAACAAUACGGCCUGAAAAUGAAAACUUCACGUGCCUUUUUCAGUGAGGUGGAGAGACGUUUUGAUGCCAUGCCGUUUACUUUAAGAGCAUUUGAAGAUGAGAAGAAGGCUCGAAUGGGUGUGGUAGAGUGUGCCAAACAUGAGUUACUACAACCAUUUAAUGUUCUCUAUGAGAAGGAGGGUGAAUUUGUUGCCCAGUUUAAAUUUACAGUCCUCCUCAUGCCCAAUGGCCCCAUGAGGAUAACCAGUGGUCCCUUUGAGCCUGAACUCUACAAGUCUGAGAUGGAAGUCCAGGAUGCAGAGCUAAAGGCUCUUCUCCAGAGUUCUGCAAGUCGAAAAACCCAGAAAAAGAAGAAAAAGAAGGCCUCCAAGACUGCAGAAAAUGCUACCAGUGGAGAAACACUAGAAGAGAAUGAAGCUGGGGACUGAGGGUCUCACUGUGUAGCUCUGGCUGUCCUGGAACUCACUCUGUAGACCAGGCUGGCCUCAGAGACCCGCCUGCCUCUGCUUCAUGAGUGCUGGAACCAAAGGCGUGCGCCACCACGCCCAGCUUCCUGUUUGAAAUAUUUUGAGUUCCCUCCCAUGAAAGAAAACCCAGGAAGCAGAGGAGUAGACUGAAGAGAAGUGACUUUCAGAAGCUGUGGACUUGAUGACUUUCUGGGGGUUUGUAAAGAAAGGUUACAAGUUGUACCUCUGGCAUGAUGUCCCAGGGAACCAAGGCUCCCAUUAACUGAAGAGGUUUCUGAAAUGACAUGGCAUUAAAAUAAAUUUGGAUUUGCUCAUAAUGUUAA